Molecule: messenger RNA, 2224 nt
Organism: Setaria italica (foxtail millet)
Lineage: Eukaryota; Viridiplantae; Streptophyta; Magnoliopsida; Poales; Poaceae
Product: glutamyl-tRNA(Gln) amidotransferase subunit B, chloroplastic/mitochondrial
Exons: 9
Coding region: 280-1920 (546 amino acids)
Biological process (GO): mitochondrial translation; glutaminyl-tRNAGln biosynthesis via transamidation
Molecular function (GO): glutaminyl-tRNA synthase (glutamine-hydrolyzing) activity
Source: RefSeq, a predicted model, not a curated record
CCCAAACCCAACCAAUCCCCUCCGCUCCGCCGCCCGCACCCAAUCCCCUCCGCUCCGCCACUCGCAGGCGCGGCUCGCCCUCCGCCGCCUCCGCCGCUCGCAGCUCUCCCGCUACGCUCCGGUCCUCACCCUCAGGCCGGAGCACUCAAUCUCUCGCCGGACUUCUCCUCACCCCGCCCUCCGCCGCCCCAUUACCGCUAGCUUCAACCGAGGCUGCACGAUCAGGCUGUGACCGGCGAUAACUGAUUGCGAUUUGUAGAGGCGCAUUGGCCACACGCAAUGGCUCUAACCCUCCUCCGAGGGAUGAGGACGCCGAUCUCAUUUAGAUCGAAUUCCGGCCUGCUCUUUACUGUACUACGACCUCGGUUGUCCCGCUUCACGACCAGGGCGGAGAGUGCACAGGCUACUGAGCCCAAAGCAGCGCCCAAGUCAAUUCAACUGGCGACCAAGGAGGCGGCAGAGCAGAAGACACAGGGUUUUGAAGCUGUCAUUGGAAUCGAGACCCAUGUCCAGCUCUCGACCGUCACAAAAGCAUUUUGUUCUUGCCCGUACAACUACGGCUCCCAGCCCAACAGCACAAUCUGCCCCACCUGCAUGGGCCACCCAGGGGCGCUGCCGGUUCUGAACGAGAAGGUUGUUGAGUGUGCCGUGAAGCUGGGCCUCGCUCUCAAUUGUGAGAUCUCAAUGAUAUCCAAGUUUGAUCGGAAGCAGUAUUUCUACCCGGACCUCCCCAAGGGGUACCAGAUUUCCCAGUUUGAUAUUCCCAUCGCCAAGAAGGGAUACGUCAAUUUGGAUCUUCCGGUGGAAUUUGGCGGCGGGCAUAGGAAGUUUGGGAUCACAAGGGUUCACAUGGAAGAAGAUGCUGGCAAGCUGCUUCAUUCUGAAUCCAGGAGUUAUUCUCAGGUUGACCUAAACAGGGCUGGCGUACCUUUGCUUGAAAUUGUCUCAGAGCCAGACAUGAGAACAGGGAUAGAGGCUGCUGAGUAUGGUGCUGAGCUGCAAAGGAUCGUUAGGUACCUUGGAGUGAGUAAUGGUAACAUGCAGGAAGGUUCCCUUCGUUGUGAUGUGAAUGUUUCUGUCCGACCUGUUGGACAAUCAGAAUUUGGUACAAAGGUAGAAAUAAAAAAUAUGAACUCAUUUUCGGAGAUCAAUAGGGCAAUUGAUUAUGAGAUCUCCCGGCAAAUUAUGCUCCAUAAAGAAGGCCAGGCUGAUCAAAUUGUGCAAGAAACCCGUCUAUGGGAUGAAUCUUCUCAGAAAACUUUUACAAUGCGAAAAAAGGAGGGACUUGCCGAUUACAGAUAUUUUCCUGAGCCUGAUCUUCCUGAAGUUGUUCUCAGUACUGACUAUAUUGAUGAAAUCAGCAAGUCCAUGCCGGAGCUUCCAGAAGCAAAACGCAGGCGUUAUGAGAAUAUGGGACUUAGCAUGCAAGAUGUUCUGUUCCUUGCUAAUGACGAUAAUGUUGCUCAUUUCUUUGAUUCUACUCUUGAACAUGGAGCUGAUGCAAAGCUGGCUUGCAACUGGAUCAUGGGUGACAUUGCUGCUUAUCUAAAAAAUGAAAAGCUCUCCAUUAAUGAAACUAAAUUAACACCUCUGGAGCUUUCUGAACUUAUUGAAUCCAUCAAGAACGGAACUAUCAGUGGGAAGAUUGGCAAGGAGAUACUGGUUGAGCUUAUCGCCAAAGGUGGAACAGUUAAGGGUGUGAUAGAGGAGAAAGAUUUAGUUCAGAUAGCAGAUCCAGCAGCAAUUGAGGCAAUGGUAGAUAAAGUAAUUGCUGACAAUCCAAAGCAACUUGAGCAGUACCGUGCUGGGAAAACCAAGUUGCAAGGAUUUUUUGCAGGCCAGGUUAUGAAAGCAUCGAAGGGUAAGGCCAACCCUGUUUUGUUGAAUAAAAUCCUUGGAGAGAAGUUAAAUGCCAAUUAGUUUGUUUUGACCUCACCUGGAUUAACAAGUGCGACAUUGGGUGAAAUCCCAGAACGAUAAUUUUCCAGAUAGGAAAUCUCUUAUUUGGGUCUGGAAGCUGUUACUCUGCCUCAUUAAAUUCAGAAUGUGAUUAGCUCUUUCUUUUCCUUAUGGAUUUUGUAAAUGUCCAGUUCACAAUACACAUCUUUGAACUCGACCAGCUAAUUUGAAAAGGAAGAAUAUCCAUUGUACCUUAUGCAAGCUGCAUCGCACAACUGAAGAUGAAAAUUGCAAUAUGCUUUCAAUGGAUUUUGUAGUGGUGUCA